GAGAGCCAAAUGAGGUCAGUGUCUACCACUGCGUCAAGCUUUAAAGUUUUUCUGAUCAAAUCAAGUACUUGUCAGCUGUUGGCCAGUAAAGAGUGAGCAUCCUGAUUCUGAAGCCAAAAAUGGGAAACUGCACUUCAGGGACGAAGAAGAAACGGAAAGGGGAUUCUACAGCAGAUGAGACUAAUUCAAAGCCCAAUGAGGAUGUAACAUAUGCCUCUAUUGACCACAGCGCUGCAACAGGAUCAAGAAGAGCCAGAGCUGCAUCUGUGGAUGAUUGUGAUUAUGCAACAGUUUACAUUCCUCCAACACUGCAACCUAAACCUGAGACUGAGGAAUCAACUAAAGGCGAUUGUGACGAUGACUAUGUGCUCAUGGGGUGAACAAAAACAGGAAGAAAUGAUUAAAGACUUAAGUGACAGCUUCAGAGGAGCUUGCUUGCAUUUUAACUGCAUCCAGUUGAACUUAACUUCACAGGAAACUAUGACUCAAGCUUGGAGUCGCCUUCUGUUGAAGAAGAACUUGCACUCAUUUGACCUGUUUACACAAGAAAGCCUACUCAAAAAGAAGAAAAACGUGCUAUAUUUUCUGAUGUGCCUGGAUUCUGGAAGUGUCCUGAGAAACACAGUUAGUAAGGAAUCAUUUAAAGUAAAAACAACAGGGUUUUGGCUGACAAACUGCAAGACGCUGUUGUACAUCAGUUAAAAUUGUUAAACUGUAGUAUAUUUAAAAGAGCUUUUGACCCAAAAAAUGUUCACUUUAACAUAAUCUGAUUAAUGGAGGAGCAUAAAAACUACUAUUUAUCCAUGUUUGAUUAUUUUAAUGGUAUAUUUUGGUUGUAGAAAAUUAUGUCUUCUGAGCUAAUCAACUCAUUAUGUUUCUCAUAGUUUUCAGAGAGUACAGAAGCCUGAAGUGGGCAAACAUCCAGGCUUGCCCAAAGAAAUGAUUUGGCCCCAGAAAGCCCAGUACGUUUUACAUCCCAGACUUGAGUGCAAUUCCCAGUAUGUCCAACAUUUAAACAUUACUGGACUAACAGCUACCUGCACCCAUUUAAUAUAUAUAAAUAGAGACGAAUGUCACUCUAAGAGUAGGGAAGGUAGUUCAUUUUAUGAAACUGGCAAAGAUAAAAUGUUUACUUUGUUGCUAUAAUAAUUAAUGGUGAAAAUUUAGCUUCCGUUACAAGAUUUUGUUAGCAUGACUUGACUUUAGGAUUGAAUGUGUUAUACUUACCUUUAUAAGCAGGGUCAUAGGAUUUUGGGCUGCCGUGCUGUUUUAUCAAUAUCUAUGUAGUUUUAACGAUGUUUUCUCUUUAUUAAUGAGCCCAAGUUUUGCUGUGGUUAAAUUAAAUUUACUUGUAUUAUUUCAUUCAUAUUAGUUUAUGUAUUUAUUAGCCCCAUCUUGCUCUCUGUCCCUGCUGUCUUCUCAGUCAUUCUAAUCUUGCGUUCUGCUCUUGUCUUCUUCUCCAUCAUUCUUAUCUUGCUCUCUAUUCCUGCUCUCUUCUCCUCCAUCAUUCUCAUCCUGCUCUCUGUCCCUUCUUUUUUCUCCUCCAUCCUUA
Molecule: messenger RNA, 1552 nt
Organism: Cheilinus undulatus (humphead wrasse)
Lineage: Eukaryota; Metazoa; Chordata; Actinopteri; Labriformes; Labridae
Exons: 4
Coding region: 120-380 (86 amino acids)
Source: RefSeq, a predicted model, not a curated record